AUGGCUCGCGGCGACCGCGCACCCAAGAAGUUUUCCUUCCCUCUACCUCGCCGCUCGCGACCCAAGAACGACGACCUCGACGCCCGCCCUGCACCGUCGAUUGCCUCUGGCCCCGACAGGCCCUCUCGUCUCGAAGACACCUCCAGCAAAGCACACCGAAUCCUAGGGACGUCCGAUGUCCUGCAUCGCACGGCAUCUCGGCAGUCGACAAUACCACCAAGUCCUGGAUUCAUGUCCAUCACUGUGUCUGAGGCUAGCUUCGGCUCCCACAUCGACGAGAGAAACACGGCAACACCCACCGAGAACGACGGAUACCUGAAACGUCCCACCAUGGCAACACGAGCCUCGUCAAACGUUCUGGGACGCACAUAUACUGGGGAAAGCAGGCACGGCUCUGACAGCAGUUCCCUCCAUCGCCGGCUACACCCUCAAACGUCGAAUUCGACCCUUCGAUCACAUUAUGACGCAAAGAAGUCGCCGCUCGCCAUCUCCCAGCAGACUUCCGACUCGGCAGUCAGAGACAGGGCUUUACGAAGAGGGUAUCCCCCGGUAUUGACGGAUCAUGGGUACGACAAUCACGAAGCGAGUCCAGUGUCGCCUGUCAUCCUGGAGGAAACGAGGAAGAAAGAAUACCGAAAGAGUAAGCCAGCCCGGCUAGAUCUUACAAAACUGUUCCCCAAGCCGAAGGAUGGCAGCGACGGUCAUGGCGGUACACUGCUUUCGCCUGCCAAGAUGGUCAACUCGCCGGCCGCUAUGUCAUCCACCUCUGAGUUCUUUCCUCGCCCAAUGACGAGACAACCGACGCCACAAGUACAGCCUGCCAAAUUACAGAAGAAGAAGAGCAUGAAGUACCAUGAUCCUCCAGUAAAGCCUCAACCUCAACCUCAACCUCAACCUCAACCGCAUAUGAGUCCAGUACGCAAAGUCAAGAGAGAUCAAUAUGAUAAUGCCAAGAUUCACGUACGGCGUCCGCCAAAAGGCGUCCAGCACUGGUUCGAUGCGCUCGAUGAGGAUAGUGAAGAAAGUGAGGAGGAAGUACGCGACUUAGAACCCAAACGCCACAACAGCGUCGCGACUGAGCCAGACCUUAUGCCAGACCUGGUGCCUACUGCUAUCGAGGCUUGGCAAGGAAGGAAUGCAUCUCGUUGCGAUAGUCGAUCGCAGAAUCCCACACCAGCGUUUAAGAGGGACAGUUUUGCGCUUGAGGAUAUCGUCGACAUUACCCAUCUGACCUCACCCAGCCAGUACUCUUUGGACACAUAUCGCUCACAUACCUCAGCAAAGACCAAGACGUCAGCUAUCUCCAAGACUAAUCUCCAGGACUCUAGUGUCUUGUCUUUCUCCUCGUCUGAGGAUGAAGCUGACGACCGGUCACGAUCCCGCAAGGGCAGCGUCCGCAAGAGCAUGGAUAGCGCCGACUACACAGGGGAGAUCGUUAUCGGUCGGGCGCAAGCUUACGAGCUUCCACCACAUCGCCGUAUGCAGUCGUCGGGAAAAUUGAGCAUACUCUCAACGUCAACAAACGCCACUAUCGAAGUUAUGUAUGCACCAGAACCGCCUUUCCCUUCGUAUCAUCACCCUCGUGGCAGUACCUACAGCGGUGGCAGAUUGUCCAGCCACGUCAGGCAGCCCUCGAUCAUUCACGAAGACGACGACAUCCGUCCAAAGACCGCUGUUACCCAGCCGAUUUCACCAACGGCACACAGUGUUGUGAGCACGCGCACGUCAGCCAGCGCACCACAGGCUCAGUCCGAAGGGUCACGCAAAUUUAUGCAAGUCACGCCAGAAGAGGAGGCUUUGCUGGAGCUGAUGAGGAAGAAACGUGCCGCUAUGAACAAACAGAUCGAAUCAUCGCAGUCAUCUACACCGGAACAAGAUUGGCAUCAACAUAAGUCAACUAAACGUCCUACACCGCCGCAUCGCACGUCUGCCUCUCUUGCAGAAGAUCGAAACUACUCGCCUGUCAGUCGCGGGAGAGUGUCGCACCAACUGCUCACCCCGUCCGUGUUCUCGCCACAGGACAUGUUGUCUCCCCCGUCUCCGCCGCUUGCUGGGAGCUUCGCAUCGCCCACUACUACCGGCCAUCCAUCUCCCUUGCCCUCGCCAAUGACGCCUGCUCUAUACGCCGACGAGAGAGACGUCGCUGUGAAAGUUGCGAGCAGCGACACAAGCAACGAGCUUGACGAGCUAGCUAUGCUUGAUCACGGUAUCAUGCGUAUGCCCUCCGUGGGUGCGAAGUCUGAAUCCUCCCACCGACGACGUAGGACCGCAUCCAGCGACGCCGAGAUAACCUUCCCGGUGCCGCCCACAUCCACCAGCUUCCGCGACCUGACUCCAGUCUCAGAGGCAUCGUCCCGUGCUCCUAGCAUCGUCGAACCCGCACUACCAAAGAUGCCGAAGAAGAACGCGCGACACAUCAGCGAACUCGCGCUCGCGAGCAUAGAAACCCGGAGUCGGCAGAGCAGCAUUCGUUCUACUGAAUCCCGUACGUCGGUUUACUCGCAGUCAUCGAGCUACUACAAGCCCGCCAGCAAGGGGAGAGCGCGCCAUUUGAGCCCAGACGCCAAUGUUACGAGCAGUCCCAGGAUGACGAGUAAUGAUCGGGAUAGGGACAGCGUCAGUGAUGAUGUCCUGGCUGCCUGGGGCAGUCUGGGAGGGACGUACUAG
This is a messenger RNA of Alternaria viburni, 2667 nucleotides long. RefSeq lists its product as uncharacterized. NCBI's taxonomy places the organism in Eukaryota, Fungi, Ascomycota, Dothideomycetes, Pleosporales, Pleosporaceae. The record is from RefSeq and is a predicted model, not a curated record. Bases 1 to 2667 code for a protein of 888 amino acids. The transcript is spliced from 2 exons.